Molecule: messenger RNA, 157 nt
Organism: Loa loa (African eye worm)
Lineage: Eukaryota; Metazoa; Nematoda; Chromadorea; Rhabditida; Onchocercidae
Exons: 1
Source: RefSeq, a predicted model, not a curated record
UUAUUAUCGCGGACAAGAAAGAAUCUGCGACACAAAGAAACCAAACAUUAUAACUGGUGAAUCUGAAACGUCACAUAUCAGAAGCAGCGUAAAUUUGAAAAAAACCGAACAGCUGAAAAAGCCAUCUCCCCAUCAACGACAACAUAAUUUUUCAUAG